AUGGAAUUUCUUUUCUUUUCCAGUUUCAGAAUGAACGCUACGACUUACACGAGCAGCACGUUGGCUGCUGGGAUUAUGAGUCUCGAGUCGGAGAUAAGGAUGGACAAGGCGGAGAGCGUGGACAGUGACCUCGAUAUUUCCCCGGUCACACUGUCCUCCGCGUGGUCCAGGGUGGCGAGGCUCCUCCUGUUGGCGUCGAUGGCCGUCGGCGGCAGCGUUGGCAACGUCUUCAUGAUCUCCGCCGUGGUGGUCGAGGAUCAACUUAAGAAACGAGAUCCUUUCGCUUGCGAUCCGUGUGUAAAAUGACAAAAGCCUGCCACGAUUGGAUAUGACGACGCCAAGGAUAAUGGAAGGAAGGAAGGAAGGAAGGAAGGAAGGAAGGAAGGAAACGCUCUUUGAGUCCUUCUAUUUUUGUCUACCCGAGGUAGCCGGUAUAUCUCUCCUCGUAUUUAUUCAACCGAGGAGGAGGGAGGGGGGGGGCGGACGGCGGCCAUUACGAUAACAGAUA
Molecule: messenger RNA, 508 nt
Organism: Apis florea (little honeybee)
Lineage: Eukaryota; Metazoa; Arthropoda; Insecta; Hymenoptera; Apidae
Product: adenosine receptor A1
Biological process (GO): G protein-coupled receptor signaling pathway
Cellular component (GO): membrane
Molecular function (GO): G protein-coupled receptor activity
Source: RefSeq, a predicted model, not a curated record